Messenger RNA from Chaetomium globosum CBS 148.51, 3447 nucleotides. RefSeq lists its product as uncharacterized. Bases 1 to 3447 code for a protein of 1148 amino acids. Gene Ontology annotation, molecular function: protein binding. Lineage: Eukaryota; Fungi; Ascomycota; Sordariomycetes; Sordariales; Chaetomiaceae. The record is from RefSeq and is a predicted model, not a curated record. The transcript has 3 exons.
AUGAACCUGCAAGUGCGCAUCAUUCAAUCUCCCCUUAGCUUUAUCCGACAAGGAUUUACAAAGUCUUUCACCCACGGCUACGCCCAAUCGGUCGUCGCUGCCACUCACCCUCAUGUUCUAAACGCACAGAACCGGCCGUCGUUUGCGCGGCGGCGCAAUGUCGCCCGCGUUGGCCGUCUCUCUAGCCUCGGGCUCCAGUCCGCCUUCCACACUUCUUCCAGCCUCCCGGCUGCUAGCUCGCUAGAGCAGCGCCCGGACAAGGCCGGGAACCAUGGCGGCUUAGAUGCCUACUUCGAGCAGCUGCAAAAGUCCGAGGACGGCACCGAAAUCGACCAGGAAUGGGAAUCUGCCCCCCACGAUGAUGUCUCGACAACCCCGGCCGUCCCGCCCGAGGCCGAGGCAGCGCUGGCCCACAUUGAUGCUCGCCAUCGAACGGGAGAUCGAGGGCUCGGAGAGAGUUGGAGGAGCUCGGAGGAAAAAGGUCGAGUCUCUUCGCGCAACUUCACCAGCCCUGGGCAGAGCAGCUGGGCCGAAGAAAUUCGGGUCGGCGGGACUGGCCUCUCCCGGUCUCCAGGCCUUCAGACUCCUGGCAGCGUGGUUCGCACCCCCCUCACGCCUCCGGUUGACCCUCAGUCCCAGACCUAUGCCGACCACCUCGCCAAGCUUUCUGGGACUGGACGAUAUGUCGAGAUCCCGGCCGUCUUCGAGGCCAUGCUGGUCAGCGGUGUCCACCCCAUUCCGUCGGCCUACAAUGCCUUGCUUAUGGCCGCUAUCCACCUGCCCUUCGAGAAGUGGGAGAUUGUGACCAAGGCGUUGGAUGUCUACGCGGACAUGUUGCGCCGCAAGGUCUCCCCCGACAGCGACACGUACGACAUCCUCGUCGGCCUCCUCGCGUCCCGCUCCCUCGAGAUUGCCUCCCUCAAGCAGGCGCUCGAGGACAAGCGGCUGCGUUUCGGUGGCAUGGACGAGCCUGGCAAGUUCAUGUUCGCAUCUCAUGAGCUGGAACACGCCAUGCUUGUCGAGGAUGACCGCCUGGACCUGGCCAUGAAGCUUUUCACGUCCUCGGUCACGGCGAACAAGGCGUCGUACUCGUCCGAAACAUACCAUCAAUUGAUCUCGGCCUGCGCCCACGCCCGCCGGAUUUCCGACAUGCUCAAGCUUUUUGAGCACAUGGAGUCCAGCCAGACCGUCCCCUUUGCGGCCACCUUUCCUGCCAUGAUCACCGCGUUUGCCAGUUCCGGAGACCUCGUCAGCGCUGUCGAGUGCUACAACGAGUACCGCAACCUGGCCAUGGCGAACGACAAGGGUGAUCAAACGCUGAACGACCGCCUCGACGCGCAGGUCUACGCUGCUGUCAUCAACGCCUACAUCGUCUCGGACAAGGUCGAGGGUGCUAUGAAGUUCUACGAAAAGAUUAUACAAGAGUACAAUGCCAAGCCUGCCGAUAUCAAGGACGCCAUCAUCGCUGGUGGCUUUGUUAAGGGUUUCAUCGACCGUGGAAUUUACGUGGAAGCCCUUCACUGGGCUCAGCAGAUCGAGAGCUCAGCCAGGAGCUCGGCCAUGGGUGACCUCGCAACGGUAGCAGCUGACCGUGGCGAUAAGCAGACUGCCGUGGCUGCUUUCGCCAACCUGGCCCCCGCUGCGGCUGCCUCCUCUGCCGCCGCUCUGCUUGCCAUGAGCGUUCGUGAGGGCGACGUCGCUGCCGCUGCUCGGUAUUGGGACGCUCUCUGCAAUCCCCAGGUCAAGCCGACUUCGUCCUUCAUUGAGCCCACGGCCAUGUACGCGGUUGCCAUGAUCGGCACUGGCCAAGUUCUCGACGGCCUCACCCAGGCCGAGUUCAUGUUCCAACGGAUCCGCGACCACAACUCGCAGCUCACCGACGAAAUCGAGGAAGGCGUCCAAUUUAUUUCAAGAUUUAUGGCCGUCCGGGGCAUCGCCGACCCUCGGACCGCCUCCGUCGCCGCACCUGAGCUUUCCCAAUCGUUCCCCGCAUCACCGUAUCCUCAGACACCCGCGGCUGCCCGCCAAGAGGACAACACAUUCGACCCGUACGCUCACAACACGGACGCGAAAGCAUCCUUCCUCAUCACCCAAGAGCUGGAGGGCGCAUUUGGCCGCAAGUCGAAGUUGAAUGAAGCGCUCUCCCGCUUCCGGAACGUGCGCCGUGCCGGCCGACAUCCUCGCUACAUUGUGUACGCGAAGCUGAUCGCGGCCGCCGGCAAGGAGGAGAAGUUUGAUGUUUGCCAGGAGAUCUUGGCCAUGGCCCGCAACGAUGUUCCGCCGCUCCCGCAAUACCCCGUGGUUCGCUACGGCUGGUCAUCGAUUCUGGAUGCCAUGAUCGGUGCUUGCCUGACCCAAGGCCACAAAGCCCUGGCUGAAGACUACCACCAAGAGUUGCUCUCCAUGGGCGCCACGCCCUCGGCCAACACCUACGGUCUCUACAUCACCACCCUGCGAGAUUCUGGCAAGACGGUCGACGAGGCUUCCGAAGCUGUUAAGAUCUUCAUCCGUGCCAAGACGGAAGGUGUCGAGCCAACCUCUUUCCUGUACAACGCGUUGAUCGGCAAACUCGGCAAGGCACGCCGGAUUGACGACUGCCUCUUCUACUUCGCUGAGAUGCGUGGGCUGGGCAUCAAGCCGACUUCGGUCACGUACGGCACGAUUGUCAACGCGCUCUGCCGUGUCAGCGACGAGAAGUUUGCCGAAGAGCUGUUUGACGAGAUGGAGGCCAUGCCCAACUACAAGGCGCGCCCCGCCCCCUACAACAGCAUGAUGCAGUUCUUCCUGACGACCAAGCGGGACAAGGCCAAGGUCCUGGAGUACUACGAGCGCAUGAACGCGAAGGGCAUCGCCCCGACCGCCCACACUUUCAAGCUCCUCGUCGACACCCACGCCACCCUGGAACCCGUGGACAUGAAGGCCGCCGAGGCAGUGCUCGACAUGAUCCGUGCUUCCGGUCAACACCCCGAGGCGGUCCACUACGCGUCGCUGAUCCACGCCCGCGGCUGCAUCCUCCACGACAUGGAGGGCGCCCGCAAAGUGUUCGACUCCGUCAUGAAGGACCGCCUUGUCCCCGCCCACCCCUGCCUCUACCAGGCCCUGUUCGAGGCCAUGGUCGCCAACCACCAGGUCAAGAGCACCGAGCCCGUGCUCGCCGACAUGCGCACCAGGAACAUCAACUUGACGGCCUACAUCGCCAACACGCUCAUCCACGGCUGGGCCGCCGAAGACGCCAUCGGCAAGGCCGAGGAGAUCUACAUCGCGCUCGGCCGCCCCAGGCGUGAGCCGAGCACCUACGAGGCCAUGACCCGGGCUUUCCUGUCCGUCCAGGACCGCGAGGCCGCCAAGGCUGUUGUUAGCGAGAUGCUCACCCGGGGGUACCCGUGCGCCGUGGUCAACAAGGUGCUGGAGUUGCUGGGUGGCCCGCACACCGCCGAGGCUGCUUAA